Hevea brasiliensis (rubber tree) is the source of this 2311-nucleotide messenger RNA. Its product is annotated as probable pectinesterase/pectinesterase inhibitor 34. Gene Ontology annotation, biological process: cell wall modification. NCBI's taxonomy places the organism in Eukaryota, Viridiplantae, Streptophyta, Magnoliopsida, Malpighiales, Euphorbiaceae. The coding region runs from base 286 to 2100 and encodes 604 amino acids. Gene Ontology annotation, molecular function: pectinesterase activity; pectinesterase inhibitor activity. The transcript is spliced from 3 exons. The record is from RefSeq and is a predicted model, not a curated record.
CUCGUUACUUGCAUCCAAUGGGCAGUGGUAGAAGUAGAGGCCAGCUAUUUUGGCUCUCGAUAUAGACUUUACACCAACCUCCAUUACUGCUUCUACUUCCACCCCCUAUCGUACCCUCUCCUCUCUUCUCCACCUUCACUCCUUACGCCCACCAUUCUUCUAUUUAUAUAAUCCCAACUCCUCUACGCUCUCAUACUCUUCUUUAUAUAUACAUAUAUAUAUGCACACACUCGCAUUCUAGUCUCCACUCUCUUCACAUUCUCUCUACCUUCUACUCCCACUGAAAUGAAACCCCUAGACUAUGGCAGGCUCGGACCCUCCGAACCCGGCGGAUCGUCCCGCUCUCUCGACCCACCAGAACAUACCACCUCAAACCCUUCCCGCAAGAGGAAGGUAAUCCUCCUUUCCCUCCUCUCCGUCGUCUUGAUCAUCGCCUCUGCCGUCUCCGCCACGCUUCUAAUCGGGCUACGCACCCGGGCUUCAGGCCAUCCCAGCCCAGUUGUGGCCAGGAAGCCCACCAAGGCCAUUUCUAAAACUUGCAGCAAGACGCGCUUUCCGACUCUCUGUGUUAACUCGUUGCUGGAUUUUCCUGGUUCUGAGACCGCCUCCGAGAAGGACCUCGUCCACAUUUCUUUCAAUAUGACUCUGCAGCACUUUAGCAAAGCUCUGUACCUCUCUUCAGGGAUCUCUUAUCUUCAGAUGGAUACUCGUGUACGGUCGGCCUAUGAGGACUGCCUUGAGCUGCUUGAUGAUUCCGUGGACGCGCUUUCGCGCUCGCUCUCCAUCGUCGCGCCGUCGAUGGACGGGAACACUGCAGGACAGGUACAGGCUGUCGGGUCCACUGAAGACGUGGUUACUUGGCUCAGCGCCGCGCUGACUAAUCAGGACACAUGUACGGAGGGAUUUACAGACUUAAGUGGAGCUGUAAAGGAUCAGAUGUCUGAUAAGUUGAGGGACUUAUCCGAGUUAGUGAGCAAUUGCUUGGCAAUUUUUUCGGCAACUGACAGUGACGAUUUCUUUGGCGUUCCGAUACAGAACCGGCGGAGAUUGAUGGACGCCGAAAUCUCGAAGGAAAAUGCCGAUGAUCUUCCGAGUUGGUUGGGGAGGAAAGAAAGGAGACUAUUGAACAUGCCGGUGUCGGCUAUACAGGCCGAUAUAAUCGUUUCGAAAGACGGGAACGGAACGUACAAGACGAUCACGGAGGCGAUUAAGAAGGCACCGGAGUACAACAAUCGGCGAACAAUAAUUUACGUGAGGGCAGGAAGAUACGAAGAGAAUAACUUGAAAGUGGGAAGGAAGAAGAGGAAUUUGAUGUUCAUAGGAGAUGGAAGGGGUAAAACGGUGAUUUCAGGAAGCAAAAGCGUUUACGAUAAUGUAACGACAUUCCACACUGCCUCAUUCGCUGCCACCGGAGCUGGUUUCAUUGCUCGUGACAUGACAUUUGAGAACUCAGCUGGUCCAUCCAAGCACCAAGCUGUGGCUCUCCGGGUUGGUGCUGACCAUGCUGUGGUCUAUCGUUGCAACGUCACUGGAUAUCAAGACACUCUCUAUGUGCACUCGAAUCGCCAAUUUUACCGGGAAUGUGGCAUUUAUGGUACGGUUGAUUUCAUAUUUGGUAAUGCGGCUGUAGUGUUUCAAAAUUGCAGCAUUUACGCUCGUAAGCCUAUGGCUUUACAGAAAAACACCAUCACUGCCCAGAAUCGUAAAGACCCUAACCAAAAUACAGGCAUAUCUAUCCAUGCCUGUAAGCUCUAUGCCACGCCAGAGCUCGAGGCGGCCAAUGGUAGCUUCCCAACAUAUCUAGGCCGUCCAUGGAAACUCUACUCAAGAACUGUCUACAUGUUAACAUACAUGGGUGAUCACAUUCAUCCAAGAGGUUGGCUAGAAUGGAAUGCAACAUUUGCACUUGAUACGCUGUACUAUGGUGAGUACAUGAAUUUCGGGCCGGGAGGGGCAGUCGGGCAACGGGUAAAAUGGCCCGGGUAUAGGGUCAUCACAUCAACUACUGAGGCAAGUAAAUUCACAGUAGCAGAGUUUAUUUAUGGAUCAUCAUGGUUGCCUUCUACUGGAGUGGCAUUUUUAGCUGGAUUAUCAGUUUGAGUAGCAUUGUCAUUGUGUAGCAUAAAUAGACAUUAUAAAGUUCCUACCACGUCCUUAAUAAUUGUAUGCAAGCAAUUUUUUUUUUUUUCGCAUAAUUUAAUAGCCAUUAUUGUAACAGUGAUUGUGCCGCCUUCUUAUAUAGUUGUAACUUGUAACCCAUGAGAUGCUAUAGAAAAUUAAAGGAAAUGUUCUCUCUUCCAUUGAUUCAAAA